This is a messenger RNA of Odontomachus brunneus, 1245 nucleotides long. Its product is annotated as odorant receptor 4-like. NCBI's taxonomy places the organism in Eukaryota, Metazoa, Arthropoda, Insecta, Hymenoptera, Formicidae. Gene Ontology annotation, cellular component: plasma membrane. The record is from RefSeq and is a predicted model, not a curated record. The coding region runs from base 1 to 1170 and encodes 389 amino acids. Gene Ontology annotation, molecular function: odorant binding; olfactory receptor activity. Gene Ontology annotation, biological process: detection of chemical stimulus involved in sensory perception of smell; sensory perception of smell. The transcript is spliced from 6 exons.
AUGAAAAAAUCUAGAAAUGUGCAAACAAAAAGAAUAAUUAGCUGGCCACUCGAGAUGCUGCUUCGAUUGUUCGGCAUCUGGCCAGGUGUAUCGUACAGUCAGUUUUGCAAAGUGUUCUGGCUAAUUAUAAUGAUAACCAACACGUCUCUUCAAUUAUUAUUUCUUAUAAUGCACGCGCGUACCAUCAACUUUACAAUGGUUAUAUACGUGUUCGCAGCGACUCUGGCGUUGGGCAUGAAGCUAAUUAAAAUAGCCAUUUUCUGGUUUAAUCAGCGAAGAUUCAACGAGAUGUGGAAAACGAUGUCGACGAAUUGGGAGCGCGGCAGUGACUACACGGACGCAGUUGGCGCGACUGGCAAAAAACAAAUAAUGCAUUAUAUGCCCAACUUCAUUGUGGCAUUCAAUUUGUUCUCAGUGAUGAUGACCUCGUUCAGUAGUCUCUCGGCCGGAAUUCAUUACGACGAAGCUUCCAACGCGACGCGUCCCUACGUUCUGUGGAUGUAUCUUCCAUUCGACGUAAACAAACACUCCGUGUACUUACUCGUGAUAUUUCUACAAUUUUUCUACCUGUUUAUCCUUUCCGCCGGUGCCGCCACCAUCAAUUCGGUUCUUAUUAUUUUGAUGCUGUACCUAGGAGAUCAGAUCGAUAUCAUUUGUAAAUGUUUGACGGAGAUGCCGCAGGAGGAGAAUGAGUCCAGCACGAAUGUGACUAUGCUGAAGAAAAUAAUCCGGAAGCACCAGAAUGUCAUUGCGUUUUCGGAAAACGUCGAGUCCGUCUACACGUACAUCGCGUUGAUGUUACUCUUAUUUAAUACCUUAAUUACCUGCGGCUUGGGUUUCAUUCUCGUCACAUCUAUCGGAUCGCCCAAUUUCUCCAAAAUGAUGAAAAAGAACCUCAUGUUCUAUUGCGUGAUGAACAUUGAGUCGUUCGUAUUUUGCUUCGCCGGAGAAUAUAUUAGAGCCAAGAGCAGAGAGAUCGGCGACGCUGCGUACAGUUCGCCCUGGUAUCAGUCCAAAUUUCACGGUCGCGCCGUUUUAUUUAUGAUAAUGAGAUCGCAGAAUCAGUUGACGAUCACAAUGGGAAAGUUCGUAGAUCUCUCCUUGGAAUUGUUCUCCACUAUUGUAAAAACUUCAGCGUCCUACGUGUCCGUACUGUUGGCAAUGUAUUGAAGAGAAAACACACAAUCAUAAAGAAUACUUUGAACAACAACUUCUCUCUUAGUAGUUAGAUAGGAAUUAAAGAAA